AUGGGGUGUUUUUUCUCCCGAGAUAGAAACCCAAGAGAUUGGAGCAAAAGCAAGAGUGGUGGAAGAUUGCAGGGUCGUCGCAGUGAAGGUAGCACCAGAGGAGAUGGUGGUUUGGUUUCUGUACCGGCCAUGACAAUGGCUUUAACCGGUUAUGGUUCCACUGGUCAUCAUUCAAGUGGUCAUCAUGGCUAUGCGGGUGGAGGUGGCGGCGGAGGUUGUGGAGGAGGCGGUGGAGAUUGUGGAGGAGGUGGAGGUUCUAGUGUCGGCGGCUGCUGA
Molecule: messenger RNA, 276 nt
Organism: Vigna umbellata (rice bean)
Lineage: Eukaryota; Viridiplantae; Streptophyta; Magnoliopsida; Fabales; Fabaceae
Source: RefSeq, a predicted model, not a curated record